Schistocerca cancellata (South American locust) is the source of this 3033-nucleotide messenger RNA. RefSeq names its product CTD nuclear envelope phosphatase 1 homolog (gene Dd). The transcript is spliced from 7 exons. NCBI's taxonomy places the organism in Eukaryota, Metazoa, Arthropoda, Insecta, Orthoptera, Acrididae. Bases 135 to 944 code for a protein of 269 amino acids. The record is from RefSeq and is a predicted model, not a curated record. Gene Ontology annotation, molecular function: protein serine/threonine phosphatase activity.
AAUGGGUCGAUCAUGGCGUCGACUAUUGUGUAUCGGUGCAUAUAGAUAUGUGAUUGUUGCUGAUUUCGUUCAGCGCGGAUUCAAUUAAAUCACUUGUGUACCUUUCAAAAAGACGUGCGUGCAAGAUUUCACAAAUGCUGAAACAAUUGCAAAUGGGCCUUCGCGCGUUUUUACUCCUAGCGUCAAGAGUAUGGACCUGUAUUUGUUUCUUACUGAAGAAACAGGUUAGAGCAGUAUCUCAAUACACGUUGGUUAUCACCAGUGAACGAGUGCCAGCAAAUAUAUUAUCAGUCCCCACAAUACGGAAACAGGUUGUACAACAUCAACCAGUCAAGUAUGAAAUUUUCCCGCUGUCACCUUUAUCCAGGCACAGGCUCAGUAUUGUAAAACGUAAAGUACUAGUAUUAGAUCUUGAUGAGACAUUGAUUCAUUCCCACCAUGAUGGUGUGGUUAGACAAACAGUGAAACCUGGUACUCCACCAGAUUUUGUGCUUAAAGUUACAAUAGACAGACAUCCAGUGCGAUUUUUUGUCCAUAAGCGACCACAUGUGGACUUCUUUCUGGAUAUUGUAUCACAGUGGUAUGAGUUGGUUGUAUUCACUGCCAGCAUGGAAAUAUAUGGAGCAGCAGUGGCAGAUAAAUUAGAUAAUAAUCGUGGCAUUCUACAGCGACGAUUUUACAGGCAGCAUUGCACACCUGAUUUGGGCAGCUACACAAAGGAUCUCUCUGCAAUAUGUGGUGACCUCUCCAGUGUUUUUAUCCUGGACAAUUCUCCAGGAGCAUACAGGGCAUACCCAGAUAAUGCAAUUCCAAUUAAAUCGUGGUUCUGUGAUCCAAUGGAUACAGCUUUGCUGAACCUAUUGCCAGUACUGGACGCAUUACGUUUCACCCAGGAUGUUCGAAGUGUGCUUAGUAGGAACUUGCAUCUUCACCGCCUAUGGUAACACUUAGGUGCUCCUGAGGGUCCUGUUUAGUUGCUCAUUUUAGGUCCACUUCCCUCACCUGACUACAUGGAAUAUGAUGUUACUUUGUGAUGUGAGACAUUGGAAGUUUGUUUACCAAUGUUCCAAAAUAUACAUUGUAUGAGUGGUGAUUACUGAAGCCGUUGUUGAAUUUCAUUGUGGUGAAAUAUGACUUUUAUCGACUAAAAGUGCAGUAAAAUACUUUUUAUAUUGAAAAUUUGUUUUACAUGUCAGAAUGUUAAUGGUAAAAAUCCUAUCUACAUUACAAGUAGUGAGAGAGUUUUCACUCUCUCUCUCUCUGUCUCGUUUCUUCAAUUACGAUGCCAUCAAUGGACUUGUGUUUAAUGUCACAAAAGAACUUACCUGCUGUGAUGCAUCUUCAGUGUCUAUCUGGCAGUGAUAUUGCCAGCAACACAAUGUGGAUAAUGUUUUAUUGUAGAUGAAAAUGACUUGUUAGCGUGCACGUAGACAGGGAUUUCUGUGUGAGUGAGUUAUUUUCAGAUAAAGGCCUCGGUAAGUUGAGAAUUGAGUUGAUUACUUAAUUUGAAAGUCUGACUGUGUGUACUUAUGUGCAUCAACAUUGUAAUACCACUUAAACAUUUUUAUCUGAUUGAACAGUGUAUAUCAAACCAGUGAUUUAUUGUAUAUGAAACCAGUGAUUUACCACAACUGAUAUUUCUGGCCCCCAUCUGUUGUAUUACAGCUUCAUAUUUGAUAUAUACCCUCACUCUUUCUAUGUUAAGGUUGUGUUGGCUGUUACUGUGGCCCAAGUAAAGAGAAAAUGGAUUUCUGUUUAUAUUGAUGUUAAUAUGUACCAAAAAUGUCAUUGUAUCUUUUUGCCAGUGAAUUUUGUGUAAAUGCAAAAGAGAAAGAAAGUAAACUAAUUAUAUUUUGUGUUCACAUGAGCUUAAUAACUGGUUCCAUUUGCUUUUGCUGCAGUUUGCAGUUGAAUGUGUGUGUAUUUAGAAUCAUUACUUGGUAGCUUUGAGUGUGAAGUUUUAUUCUAAUUUUUAUUUUCCUUUAAUGGCAUUUUUGUUGUGUUAUUUCUUCAGUAGGCAGUUAUAUAAAAAAAUCUAGAGCAUUCUAAGUAAUAUUAUGUGGGUGUAAACAAAAGCAGCCUUGAGACAUAUAAAAUGGGAAACAGUAGAAAUGUAUGUGGGGUCAUUUCAAAAUUUCCAGGCAGUAAGUGAGGCAUGUCAUGAACAGAGUAUUUCCUUUUAAUCUGUUGACAAGACAGUGUACUAGGAGACAAGCCUUUUCCUCAAGCAGUUUUUGUAGUUUCAGAAUAAAGAACAUGUUGCUUGUCAUCUACGUCAUUUUCAAAAAGAAGUUUUUACUUUGAAACAAGACCCUCUACUCUGUUGUAUCCCAUGGCCAGAAUUCUGUCUGUGAGAGGAAUGCUACAAUGUGUGCCCUGUGCAAUAAUUUGUAUUCUGUCUUUUAGUCUCUUGAAACAUUAGUAUUUAUUUUUUUCUUAAAUGGUCCCUAAUUAAUGCCAUGAUGUUAAAGUAAGUUGUUCUCUGUCCUACUUCAAUUCUGGCAUUACAGCUCUUCUUUGCCUUGAUUUUUUUAAAAAGUGUUUCUUUAUCAAUAGUAUUCCAUCUCCUAGAGAAUCUUGUAAGGGCAUUUUCAUACUAAUCUCUGUAAUAUAGUGCUCAUUUUGAGAUAAGGUUUUCCUCUUUCAAGGUAUGUCAAUGUCACAAUAAAAUAUAGCCCAAAGAAGCCUGUGAAGUAUUCUAAUAAAUAAGUUUGGAUUUUAAAUUCCAAUACUAAAUAUUUUUAUGUUGUUAAAGCAGCAGCCUAUGUGUGGUUAACUUGUGACAGUAUAUUUUUAUAGUUCUAUUCUUUUCAUCUUCACACAGCCAGUAUACAAAAGCUCCAGAGUAAAAUGGUAGAAUAUCUAUUGGUAAAUGAAACUGUACUUGAUUUUUUAGAUGGUACCUCCAUUCCCAAAUACCUCAUAUUGUUACUGACCAUUCCUUGCUAAUUUUGGGAAACUUAGUAUCUUCUGUGCGUAAUGAUAGAAGCACUUUCCUAUUCCUUUUUUUUUUUUUCCUCUCUCUCUCUCUCU